Messenger RNA from Pseudophryne corroboree (corroboree frog), 5065 nucleotides. RefSeq names its product ubiquitin specific peptidase 3 (gene USP3). The coding region runs from base 83 to 1714 and encodes 543 amino acids. Lineage: Eukaryota; Metazoa; Chordata; Amphibia; Anura; Myobatrachidae. Gene Ontology annotation, biological process: protein deubiquitination. Gene Ontology annotation, cellular component: cytoplasm; nucleus. The record is from RefSeq and is a predicted model, not a curated record. The transcript is spliced from 15 exons. Gene Ontology annotation, molecular function: cysteine-type deubiquitinase activity; zinc ion binding.
CCUUAGCUACAGACCGCAGUUACUAGGGAAACCACUUUGAGGACGCAGUGGGCGGAGUGAUAUAGCCACGCCUUCGUGCUUCAUGGUGGAAAAAGUUCCGGUGACCUGUGCAUCGUCUUACCUUGCUGUAUUCCUCCGCACCGCUAUGGAGUGCCCGCACCUUACCGCUAGUGUCUGCAUUGUUCCGGACUCUGCCGCCUUUCCUAGCGGAUCCCCCUCAUCGUGGUGUUGCAGCGUUUGUCGUUCAAAUAAAAGCCCAUGGGUCUGUCUAACAUGUUCCAGUGUCCACUGUGGAAGAUAUGUGAAUGGCCAUGCCAAGAAACAUUACGAGGAAGCACAAGCACCACUUCCCAACCACAAGGAACAUGAAAAGGCGGAGAAGGAAAGAACACAGCACACCGUGUGUAUGGAUUGCAGCAGCUACACCACAUAUUGUUACCGCUGUGAUGACUUUGUGGUGAACGAUACAAAAUUGUGUUUAGUGCAGAAAGUUCGGGAGCACUUGCAGAACUUGGAAAACUCUGCGUUCACAGUAGAACGACACCGAAAAAGGAAAUUCUUGGAUAACGCUUCACUUAAUAGAAAAAUGCUCAAAAUAAAUGGAAGUACGAGUGCCCUCUGUGCCACUGGUCUAAGAAAUCUGGGGAAUACCUGUUUCAUGAAUGCUAUUCUUCAGUCGUUAAGCAACAUUCAGCAGUUUUGCUGCUACUUCAAGGAGUUACCAGCAGUGGAACUUCGGAAUGGAAAAACAGCUGGCCGUCGAACUUACCAUACGAGGAGUCAGGGUGAAGUAAAUGUGUCGUUGGUUGAGGAGUUCAGGAAGACGUUGUGUGCAUUGUGGCAGGGCAACCAAGCGGCUUUCAGUCCAGAAUCCUUAUUCUACGUGGUAUGGAAAAUCAUGCCAAAUUUCAGGGGUUAUCAGCAGCAAGAUGCCCAUGAGUUCAUGCGCUACUUAUUGGACCACUUGCAUUUAGAACUUCAAGGGGACCCCGAUGGCUCAAGUCAUUCUGUCAUGUCACAGGCAAACACCAGCCGGUCCUCAAGCAGCAAAUGUUGUAUUAAUGGAGCAAACACAGUGGUCACCUCUGUUUUUGGGGGCAUUCUGCAGAAUGAAGUAAACUGUUUAAUUUGUGGAACAGAAUCCAGGAAGUUUGACCCAUUUCUAGAUCUUUCUUUAGAUAUUCCUAGUCAAUUCCGUAACAAACGUUCAAAGAACCAAGAAAAUGGACCAACCUGCACCAUUAAAGACUGUCUACGCAGCUUCACAGACCUGGAGGAGUUGGAUGAGACAGAGCUUUACAUGUGUCUAAAAUGCAAAAAGAAACAGAAAUCCACAAAAAAAUUUUGGAUCCAAAAGCUACCAAAGGUUCUUUGCUUACACUUGAAAAGAUUUCAUUGGACGGCUUACCUUAGGAACAAGGUGGACACAUAUGUAGACUGUCCACUGCGAGGACUGGACAUGAAGUGUUUUUUGCUCGAGCCAGAAAAUAUGGGCCCAGAAAGUUGCCUCUAUGAUCUAGCAGCUGUUGUUGUCCAUCAUGGCUCAGGUGUUGGUUCCGGUCACUACACAGCUUAUGCCACCCACGAGGGACGCUGGUUCCACUUCAAUGACAGUACAGUAACCCUAACAGAAGAGGAGACUGUGGUGAAAGCAAAAGCCUACAUUUUGUUCUAUGUGGAACGUCCGAUCCCUGCCAGUCCAGAAAAACUCUGAAUACCUCCGUUCAUUCCCAAGAACUUCACACAUGCCCACCCUCCACUAAUACUUGAUUGGAAAAGAAUGUUUUUGUGUUUUUCAUGCACUUUCACAGCUGUGUGUGGCUGUCUGAGAUAAAAUAAGCUGUAUUGACAGAACUUGUAUGCCACAUAUGCUGCCAAAGAGGUCUACAGUUCUCUCAAGACAAUGUAGAUCUCCUCCAAAGAAGACGUUAGAUGCAGUAAAUCCCUAAUUACACUGAAAUUUUGAUCAGGUGAAAAAAAAAAAAAAAAAAAAAGGAAAUGCUAAAUCAGUGAAAUCAUGUAAAGCUUGCAUGUGUUACGUGGUAAAGGCCUUAGUGUUGGCUGUGUUAAUUUUUCUAGCCCUGGGGACACCAAUGCAGCACCUUAAGCAAAUAACUGGAACAGAUGGAAAAUAAUCAGACGAGGAAUCUGUAAAGGAACGGUGGGGAGCAGGCAUUAUAGAAAUUGGUUUGCACAAUCAGUUUGGGAAAAAUUGUGUAUAGUAAUUUUUGUUUUAUAUUUGUCCUCUACCCUAUCAGUUCAGUUGAGGGUAAGUGGCUUGUUUCGAAGUCAAAAUGUGGAUUUAGACCUGGUUACACAUCAAAUAAAUCAGUUUUCCCCAAACUCUGUCUUCAAGGCACGCUAACCGUCCAGGUUUUAAGGAUAUCCAUACUUGAACAGAGGUGACUUAAUUACUAGCUCAGUCAUUUUGAUUUGAAUGAUCUGUGCUCAACUAUGGAUACUGUAUGGUUAAAACCUGGACUUUUGAGGGGCAUUGAGGACUGUGUUUUUGUAACACUGGCAUAGAUGUCUGCAUAAACACUGAAGUGGUAUAACAGUCCUACCUAUUAUGUUGCUACUCUGUUUUAAUAACUUUAUCCUGCAGACUGAUAUAUCUGCUCACCAGGGGCUUGAGUAAUGACUCCAAAGGUGCCUUGCCUGAUCUCAGACCCAAAGCAAGGGUUGUUUCUUCAGCGGGGUACACUGUGUUCCUCAGGGAAAACAUUGGGGUGUAGAGUUGGAUCUUGACCCGAGGCACCAACAGGCUAAAGCUUUAACUGUUCCCAUGAUGCAUUGCACCGCCGCCUCUAUAACCCCGCCACUGGACACUGGAGCUCAGUUUGUAAGUUGGUACCUGCAGAGCAGUUCACUGAACAGUUGGGGCUGCGCUAGGCAGCCCUGAAAAGAGCUUUUUAAGAAUACUUCAAGGGCCACAGCACUGUUUGUCAUUGUGACAUGCUGUGCUGCGGCUCAAUCACCUCCCUUAGCAGCGCUGCAUACUCCCGCGGCUGGUUCCCGGGUACUUGCAGUGGAGGCGCACCAGUCCUCAGGCACACCACCGCUGACGCUCUCCAGGAUCGCGUGGCUGCACAUCAGGGAGGAGGUAAGAGGGUCCCCCAGGUGGGACCAGCUGGUAAAUUGCGGUCCGGUUGCUGUCCCAGGAGACUGACCGCGCUGCUGGCGUGGACACUGUACUCCACAGGGACCCCACUAUAUCCACCAGGGCAGGGAGCAGAGGUCGGAUUUUGAAUAAUCCGUUUUACAUAGGCUCCAUAGUACCUGAUCAGCAUAGGGGAUAAGGCGUUGACCUGUAGCUCCGGGCGCCAUCUACUGCUGGUGUUCCCGCCCUGGAGCUGCAUUUCACUCUCCCUCACUCCCUGACAGAGAUUUUGGCGCCAUCUUUACAAGAAGCUGCGGCCGAUCUUCGGGACUGCAGGGCAUGUCUCCUCUGUAAAUUCGCCUGCCUCAUCAGCGCUGUGAUUUUACAGGCACUUAAGUAUUCUAUAUGUUAUUUUAGACAGUGUUAGUUAAGAACAAGUGCACUUCUACCUGAAUAUUUAGUACAAGUAUUCUGUGAUAUACAUCCAGUAUCUACUGUGCAUUGUGUAUGUAUAUGUAUGUAUGUAUGUAUGUAUGUAUGUAUGUAUGUAUAUAUAUAUAUAUAUAUAUAUAUAUAUAUAUAUAUAUAUAUAUAUAUAUAUACAUACAUACACUUUUAUUUUUAUUUAUAUAUAAGUGUGUGUGUGUAUGUAUGCAAUAUAUAGUUUUACUUGUCCAGUGCAGUUUUAUUGUUUAUCUGUAAUAACUUCUGCAUUGUACCUGUGACUGAGUGUGCCUGUAGCUGCUUUGUGGAUUUCAUUCUAGUGUAUCACACUUAUUGCUAUCACUAUAUUCCGUACCCUGGGGGGCUAGGUGCAUCAGGGUCUCGUGUAUAUAGUGCUACACCGUAUAUACUGUUUUGUGUGUUUUACUGUGUAUUUCAGUCCCCUCAUACUGCUUUAAUUCUCUGUGUGCUGUAUCUAUUGUCACAUAAAUCAGGGGGUUAUUUGCAGGUGUUGUGUUUGUCUGGCUAUAUUGCACUGUUACGCUCUAAGGCUACAUUCCCUAUAAUGUCUGCCACACAGGGCGGGAAAUCCGCGGACGCUUCUGCAUCAUGCAAUGCUUGCAACAAGGAUUUACCUGAGGGGGAAGUUUUAGCUGAUGGUUCAGGCACUGGGUGCCAUACAUCUCUCAGCCCGCAGCACCUGUGGCUAAUCAGGAACCACCUUGGGCAGCGUUCUCAAGAAUGCUGAAUAUACUUGUGACACUUCUUGCACCCCCUCUGGGACUGCCUGUGCCAUUGCAGCCACAUAUUGUCCCUGUAGUUAGUCCGCCCUGGGCGGACCCUCUGUCUACCCAGAUACAACAAUUAAAUCAAUCUUUGGUUAGACAAAAGUCUACCCCAUGCCCAUUUGGGGUCAAGGGUUCAUCUAAGCGGGCCGCUUCCUCCUCACAAUCCACUAAUAUUUCAGAUAAUUCUUCUGAUGAGGAUGGGGAAUAUACUGAUCCGUCAGACACUGAUACAGUCGCUUCUAACAAGGAAUCUACAACCCAAGUUGAUGUUCCUGACCUAGUGGUGGCUAUUAAGCUGAUUCUACAAAUUGAUUAUGAGAGAGAUCCCACUACUGCGUCUAAGAAACCUGAUAAAUUCAAACGUCUUGCGAAGAAGCAAAAGAAGACUGUUUUAUUGUCUCUCUGGGGCACACUUUAAAUCAAUGAAUGUAAAUAUAUUGCAGAUAUAUAAAGUACAAAGUAAGUGUGAGUUUAAAACUUAACUUUUAAUAUUCUGUACAGACGAUAACAUUGUAAAUUGAAUAGGCAACAAUUGGUUAAAAGAAGAUUAACUCAAGAAAAAAUAUGUUACUCAUUAUAAGUUAGGUGACAAAUUGCCUCUAUGCACACCCACUGUAUUUUUGGUGAGUAUCAAUAUAUGUCGUUUAUCAAAGCGAAAAUUUCCAUUUUCUAGUUCUCUCUAUCAACUUAUGGGAUAGAUAAUAUAUAUAUAUAUAUAUAUAUAUAUAUAUAU